This is a messenger RNA of Orbilia oligospora ATCC 24927, 1305 nucleotides long. RefSeq lists its product as uncharacterized. The record is from RefSeq and is a predicted model, not a curated record. Gene Ontology annotation, molecular function: FAD binding. NCBI's taxonomy places the organism in Eukaryota, Fungi, Ascomycota, Orbiliomycetes, Orbiliales, Orbiliaceae. The coding region runs from base 1 to 1305 and encodes 434 amino acids. The transcript has a single exon.
AUGCGCGUCCUCAUCAGCGGCGCAGGCAUAGCCGGCCCCUCCCUCGCCUGGUUCCUCGCCAAAUCCGGUGCCAAAGUCACCACCGUCGAAAAAGCACAAUGCAUCCUCCCUCACGGUCAAAACAUCGACAUCCAAGGUAGUGCCCGAAAGGUCAUCAAAAAGAUGGGACUGGUGGACGAAAUCCUUCGGUUCAACACCACAGAAAAGGGAACCCAACUCAUAGACCCCAAGGGCCGUCCCUUCGCUCCGUUCCCCGUUCAGAAGGGGAACAGCGGAUCCAUGAGCUUCACAUCAGAAUUCGAAAUCCUUCGUGGAGAUCUAGCGGCCGUAUUUUAUAAAGCUACCAGGAAUCAUCCUAAUGUUACUUAUUUAUUCGAUACUACGGUUAAACAGGUUAUUUCUAACGAUACGGAAGGGCAAUGUGUUAAAGUCGAAUUAAGCAACGGAGAAGUCCAAACCUACGAUCUUUUGGUCCUAUCGGACGGUCAAUGGUCCAAAUUACGAAAAUCAUGUUUCCCCGCUGAAACAGUAAAAGUCGUGGAUAAGGACAUGUUCGCGGUAUACUGGACCAUACCGAGAAUCCCCACCGAUAACGACUGGUGGAACAUCUACGCGGCUUUGGGACGUAGACUCGUGAGUUUGAGACCUGACCCUUACGGUACCAUUCGAGCCAUGUUCACCCGCAUGCCCUUGAACGAAGCUCAUCGACAGGAAUGGUUUACGGCUGCCAGGGGGGAUAGAAAAACACAGGAGGCGUUGUUAAGGAAAGAAUUUACAGAUGCGGGAUGGCAGGCUCAAAGACUUUUGGAUUCGAUCCCCACCGCACCGGAUUUUUACUUCCAAGCUAUGCAGCAGAUAAAAAUGACGAAAUGGUCUACGGGGAGGAUUGUCUGUCUGGGUGAUACGGCAUACGCACCGACACCGCUGACGGGGAUGGGUACUUCGCUUGCAAUUAACGGAGCAUACGUCCUUGCCGGGGAACUUAGUAAACUGGAAGAAGGGGAACACCCGUCAAAGGCGUUUGAGAGGUAUGAAAGUCUAUUUCGACCUUUUGUGGAGGAACAACAGAAGGUUCCGUCGUUGUUGCCGGGGUUUGUACAUCCUAAUGGGGCGGGGCAUAGGUUUUUGAUCAGUAUUAUGGGAUCGGCGCUUUCGAAGGUGGUGAGGACGCCGUGGCUUAUUAGUAGGCUUGUAGGGAUUCUUUUUGAUGAUGCCGAUGGUGAUGAUUUUCCGUUGCCGAGGUAUAAGGCGUUUGAGGACGAGGAGACAAUGGAAGGGGGUGGUGAGGUUGAUUCACGGGUUUGA